AAGAAGAUCUGCUUAGUGCAAGAUAUCACUUAUUUGGCAUGAGGCGAAUGAAAGAGAGUGAAAUGGGUCCAUACAAUCACUCAGGAAAAGUCUUAGAAAUUUUGGCAGAAAUAGGAAAUAUAGAACGGAAAGUAAUCCUUGAUACCGGUGCAGAAAUUAAUGUCAUUGCAAGUCAUAUAGUACAGCUCAACGGAUGGAAAGAUCAAAUUAAGAAAAAUACGGAAAAAUUUGUAGGAAUAGGAGGCAAACCUACAGAUGUGGAUGGAGAAAUAACGUUAUCAGUACAACUUACGAACAGAACAGUGCAUGAAACGUUUGUAGUAAUACCAGUGAGACACAUAGUAGCCAUAUUAGGUACCAGUUUUAUGCUGAGACAUGGAGUAAAAGUCUCUUAUAGAAAAAACGGCCCUCAAGUCUGGUGGAGACCUAAUCAGACUGGAAGACAUAUUGAGAUACGAAUUGAAAGAGAAUUUCUUGUCUAUUGA
Messenger RNA from Paraglomus brasilianum, 485 nucleotides. NCBI's taxonomy places the organism in Eukaryota, Fungi, Glomeromycota, Glomeromycetes, Paraglomerales, Paraglomeraceae. The record is from the annotation of a GenBank genome assembly.